GUUAAUGUCUCUCCGUGGUGAGAUGCAAAAAGCCUCAUCUGCUGGCGUUUGACUUGCGAUGCCGGCUGCUCACUAGAAUGCAAACCCUUGCACAGGAUGAGAACAGGUCACUCGUCCAGAAUGCCAGAGGAAAGUUCCCCAAAGCGGAGUCCUCUGAACAUCCCGUAUAAGGACCUGCCUCAUAUCAUCAAUGCUGACGGGCAGCAUCUCUUCUGCAGGUAUUGGAAGCCAGCAGGAACUCCCAGGGCCCUCAUGUUUAUUGCGCAUGGUGCUGGUGAACACUGCGGCCGUUAUGAUGACUUGGCCCAGAGGCUGACAGGACUUAACUUGUUUGUAUUUGCCCACGACCAUGUUGGCCAUGGACAGAGCGAGGGUGAUCGUAUGGUUGUGUCCGAUUUCCACGUCUUCAUCAGGGACAGCUUGCAGCACAUUGAUCUCAUGAAGAAGGAGCAUCCUGGCCUCCCCAUUCUCAUUCUGGGACACUCCAUGGGGGGAGCCAUCUCCAUUCUGACAGCUAGUGAGAGACCCAGUGAGUUUUCAGGCAUGCUGUUAAUCUCUCCUUUAGUGGUAGCCAACCCAGAAGUCGCUACACCCAUCAAGGUUUUUGCAGCUAAAGUGCUCAACUUUGUUCUCCCAAACCUGUCCCUGGGGUCAAUAGAUCCAAAUACAAUUUCCCGGAACAAGAAAGAGAUGGAGUCAUACACAGCAGAUCCCCUGGUCUACCACGGUGGCAUGAAGAUCUCCUUCGUCAUCCAGCUGAUGAACGCCAUUGCCAGAAUCGAGCGAGCUCUGCCCAAGCUGACCCUGCCCAUCCUGGUGCUACACGGCUCUUCUGACAAGCUCUGUGAUAUCAAAGGGUCCUAUUUCCUGAUGGACACAGUGCAGAGUCAGGACAAGACUCUCAAGGUGUAUGAGGAAGCCUACCAUGCCCUCCACAAAGAGCUGCCCGAGGUCACUACCGCCGUCUUCACGGAAAUACUGACGUGGGUUGGCCAGAAGGUCUCAGCAGCUGGGGAAACCAGCCAUACUUAAGAGCAAUUAUUUUUGCAACUCUUACUGGGGUUUUCUGGGGUUGGAUGCUGUUCUCAUUAGAAGUCCCUCUGAAAAAAGAUCUAACACAGAGGGACUGUUGGGAUAUUUUAUCGUGCACAGCACGGGGGAGGGUGGGGGGGAGAGGAACAAGAUGGAGCAUUUUUUGCUCACACAAAUGGCCAUUGCCCUAAUCUCAGAAAGAAUUUAUAGCUAUGGGAGCAGCCACUAAAGCUUUCCAGGUUGAGUAGUUUUAUUAAAGAGCCCCUUAUCCACUAAGCCUCCACUAUCAC
This is a messenger RNA of Tinamus guttatus (white-throated tinamou), 1322 nucleotides long. It is a transcript of the gene MGLL, whose product is annotated as monoglyceride lipase. Lineage: Eukaryota; Metazoa; Chordata; Aves; Tinamiformes; Tinamidae. The record is from RefSeq and is a predicted model, not a curated record.